AUGCCAACAAAUUCUCAAUAUAAAAUAGGGGUAAGAUUCGAGUCGAGACUCAGGCCUAAGUAUGACUUCCGUGUCAGCACGUUGUAUUUGCAAGUGGGUUGCAAGAAAGACAAUGCAUAUGACGACCACACGUUAGUAAAACUGUACCCCAAUACACAAUCACAAAUCGAAGCAUUACGUGAUAUCGAGAAUGGCGUACCAAAAAUAGAGAUUCUCAAAAGAAGUAGAAAUUUAAAUGACACCACAGACAUUUUGUUGACUCCAGAACAGCUGAAAGAGCUAAAACACUUCGUUAAGAAAGAGGGGAUUGCAUAUGAUAUUAAGGAUAAUUAUGGCAGAUCAUUUGAGGCCGUCGAAAGAAGCCCGAGACGAAGAGUAUUCCGAAGUUUUAAUGUAUUUGAAUAUCACUCUUAUGGAGCAAUGCAAGAGCAUUUGGAGAUGUUGGCGAAGAUGCAUCCGGAUCUGCUGAAACUCGCAGCUUUGGGAUCAAGUUAUCAAGGCAGACGAAUGAAAUUGGCGAAAAUAUCAUUAAAUCCAAAUGCAAACAAUCCGAUCAUAUUUAUCGAUGCAGGUAUUCACGCUCGUGAAUGGGUUGCACCGGCCAUGGCCAUGUACCUGAUCCAUCGACUGGUCAGUGACCCGGAGGCAAGGCACGAACUCAAUGGAGUAGAUUGGUACAUACUGCCUGUCGUUAAUCCAGAUGGUUAUGAAUUCACUCGCACCAGCAGAACGAAUCGUCUCUGGAGGAAGACGAGGUCCAAGAACGCAUUGCUGGACUGCUUUGGGGUUGAUGGCAACAGGAACUACGGCUUCAAAUGGGCAGUUAGUGGGGUGUCUAAAAACCCUUGCGACAAAGAGACCUACGCCGGGCCUAAACCCUUCUCCGAGCCAGAGACACAAAUGGUCCGUAACGUUAUGAUAACGUAUGGGAAAAGGAUGAAAUUAUACGUCUCUUUGCACUCUUACGGACAGUACUUGGUGUAUCCCUGGGGUUACACCGGCGAUUUUCUGCCAAAGGAAUGGCAGAAGCUUGACUCCCUAGCGAAGAUGGUUUCUGACGCAGUGGAAAGAGCUGGAGGAAAGCCCUUCAGGGUGAUGAGCGCUGGUAAAUGGUACCCAGCAGCGGGUGGUAGCGAUGACUUUGCGUUUGGAGCGAUAGGAGUACCAUAUUCCUACACCAUGGAACUAACUGAUGGCUAUGAAUUUCUUUUCCCAGAACGACUGUUACAUACAGUUCUUCCACAAUUCUACGAAGGUUUUAAGGUGUUUGCAGCCCAAAUAGGAAACGAAUUCUCCCCAACUCGACACAAAAAAGCAUUUAAGACUGUUGACUCCAAUGUGUAA
This is a messenger RNA of Pieris macdunnoughi, 1344 nucleotides long. The record is from the annotation of a GenBank genome assembly. Lineage: Eukaryota; Metazoa; Arthropoda; Insecta; Lepidoptera; Pieridae.